This is a messenger RNA of Drosophila ficusphila, 1194 nucleotides long. RefSeq lists its product as uncharacterized. The transcript has a single exon. Gene Ontology annotation, molecular function: RNA binding. NCBI's taxonomy places the organism in Eukaryota, Metazoa, Arthropoda, Insecta, Diptera, Drosophilidae. Gene Ontology annotation, cellular component: nucleus. Gene Ontology annotation, biological process: poly(A)+ mRNA export from nucleus. The record is from RefSeq and is a predicted model, not a curated record. The coding region runs from base 109 to 1143 and encodes 344 amino acids.
UAGGCCUAGAAAAUCAAACCCCGUUGUCUAGUUUCAAAAAAAUAAUCACGAAAUUAUACUCGUUCAUGCAAUUAAGUUCAUUUCCCUAGAAAUUUAUAUAAAAAAAAGAUGUUUUGCACACCGAGGGGAAGCUCUAGCGAAGGUCCUUUGUGCCACUCCACUCCGAGAUCUGAAAGAAACGAGACUCGAUACGAAACCAGACCGAUUGCCAAUCUCCCAGUGAGCGUUUAUGGAUGGUAUCGUGUGCUGAUUUUCAGCAGCGAUCGCCGGGAGUCUAUAAGCCGAGUGAUGCGGCGUCUGCGAAGAGUUUUGAUCCCGCUUAAAUUGUAUCCCCGCUACAAACACUCCGGCGGAGAAGAUGAUGCGGCUGAGGACUCCGGCGCUUUUUAUACAUUCUACGUGGAGAGUUACAAGGUGGCGAAUGCCUUGUUUCGCCUCGGCAGGCUGGAUAGCCGGGUUAAGCUGAGGGUCAACGACCGGAUGCCACAACUUCGGGUUAACUCGGCUCACAGAAGCGUACUGAAGGAUGUGAUCCUCUCCAGAUACGAUCAAGAUCACCGCAGCUUGGAUCUGACUCUCUUCCACAACGACGAAUCCUUGCGUGGGGAGUUCUUCGCCCUGGCCGAUCCCCACCUCAUGAGCACGAUCCUCGGAAUUGUGGAGCGUGAGAUGCCAGAACUGGAGCGUCUGAUCUUGGACCGCAAUCACCUGAGUAACCUGUGGUCCUUCGAUCGCGUGGAGGAGCGUUUCUGGCGACUGCAGUGCGUCUCCCUGAGAAACAACGAUAUUGAAAGCCUUGACUCCCUGCGGGUUUUCCAAAAUCUGGCCCUCGUGGAGUUUUACCUCGAGAGGAAUCUGCUGCCCGCUGGUUACGAAAGAGAAGUUCACAUAAUUUGGCCAAGUCUCCAGGUUCUUAACGAAGUUCAUCUAAGAAGCGGUGAAAGGUUUCGUGAACUGGUGGAAAGACUUUAUCGGCUUACUGGCUGUGAUCGAGUUCGGUGCAGAAAACUACUUGUUCAGACCAAUGGAAACUUUAUUCAGGCGGCUUCUAUUUUUCGUAAAAGGAAUGGUUGUGGAGCCUUUCCCAGCAGGCAAAUUUUUUUGACUGAUUACUCAGUUAUAAGUUUUAUGUACUCCAUUUAAUUGUUGUUUUGUUGGUGAAUUCUAUUAAAAUGUUUUUGAGUUGCUGUUAAA